This is a messenger RNA of Closterium sp. NIES-65, 2880 nucleotides long. The record is from the annotation of a GenBank genome assembly. NCBI's taxonomy places the organism in Eukaryota, Viridiplantae, Streptophyta, Zygnematophyceae, Desmidiales, Closteriaceae.
AUGCUGUCGAUGAUUACUAAGGCGCACGAGCUGUACGCCAAGGAUACGACCCCCAACGGCAGCAAGGUGGCAGAUUUUCGAGACGUCUCAAAAAUGUUCUUUCUACACGUGCCUUCUCUUGUCCCCACUCCCCUGCCUCCGGCAUCCCUUCUCCUCUUCUCAUCCCUCCGCCAGACCCCCAAUGGCAGCAAGACUCCCAAUGGCAGCAAGGUGGCAGAUUUUCUCCUCUCCCAGCUGCUGGAGCUCACCCAGUCGCCUGCUGGCUUCAUCUGCAGCGCCGUACGGAAGCCCGACGGCGCUGUUUCCCUCAAGGUGAACCCACUCCAUCACCAACUUUGCAUGGACCAGGGAGCUGCGCCUGUGGUACAUGGAGAACGCCGCCAAGGGAGUGGGCAGCUGAGUCUGAAGUCACUCUGCCUGCCUUUUCCAUCCUUUGCUUGCCUCUGCCCCGUAACGCCUCGCCUCUCAGACCCACUCCAUCACCAACUUCGCAUGGACGAGGGAGCUGCGCCUGUGGUGCACGGAGAAACGCCGCCAAGGGGAUGGGCACUCUUGAAUCAUCCCUGCCCUCCCUGUCCUUUGUUUGCCUCUUCCUCGCCUCCCCUUGCCAGACCCACUCUAUCACCAACUUUGCAUGGACGAGGGAGCUGCGCCUGUGGUGCACGGAGAAACGCCGCCAAGGGGAUGGGCACUCUUGAAUCAUCCCUGCCCUCCCUGUCCUUUGUUUGCCUCUUCCUCGCCUCCCCUUGCCAGACCCACUCUAUCACCAACUUUGCAUGGACGAGGGAGCUGCGCCUGUGGUACACGGAGAAUGCCGCCAAGGGGCUCGUCUUCAGCAACCUCAACACGCUCUUCGGCCAUGUCAGUGCCUCUCCCCGCCCUCCCUUUUCCCCUCUCCCCGCCCUCCCUUUUCCCCUCUCCCCGCCCUCCCUUUUCCCCUCUCCCCGCCCUCCCUUUUCCCCUCUCCCCGCCCUCCCUUUUCCCCUCUCCCCGCCCUCCCUUUUCCCCUUUCCCCGCCCUCCCUUUUCCCCUUUCCCCGCCCUCCCUUUUCCCCUCUCCCCGCCCUCCCUUUUCCCCUUUCCCUGCCCUCCCUUUUCCCCUUUCCCCGCCCUCCCUUUUCCCCUUUCCCCGCCCUCCCUUUUCCCCUUUCCCCGCCCUCCCUUUUCCCCUCUCCCCGCCCUCCCUUUUCCCCUUUCCCCGCCCUCCCUUUUCCCCUCUCCCCGCCCUCCCUUUUCCCCUUUCCCCGCCCUCCCUUUUCCCCUUUCCCCGCCCUCCCUUUUCCCCUUUCCCCGCCCUCCCUUUUCCCCUUUCCCCGCCCUCCCUUUUCCCCUUUCCCCGCCCUCCCUUUUCCCCUUUCCCCGCCCUACCUUUUCCCCUUUUCCCGCCCUCCCUUUUCCCCUUUUCCCGCCCUACCUUUUCCCCUUUCCCCGCCCUCCCUUUUCCCCUUUUCCCGCCCUCCCUUUUCCCCUUUCCUCGCCCUCCCCUGUCCUUGUCUACUCGCCGCCAAGGGGCUCGUCUACAGCAACCUCAGCACUCUCUUCGGCCACACCACUCCAUUCUGUGUUUUCCCCACCCCUUUCCCCCGCACGCACCCCUGUCUCUCUCCCACCCACCCCUCCUCCUCCCGACCCCUCUCCGCCAUCGCUCUCCUUCACCCCCUCCUCCCAUCCCUCUCACCAGAUUGUGAAGACCAGCGAUGUGGUUCUCAGCAACAACGCUCCGGACGACCCUCGCUCUGCUGGCCUGCCCCCCGGCCACCCCCCCAUCCACAACUUCCUAGGCGUCCCGCUAUUCCAUGGUUCCGAGCUGAUAGGGGCGUGGGCAGUGAGCAACAGGAAGGGAGGGUAUGAGGAAUCCAUGCUGGCGGAGAUGCAGCCUGUGACUAAAACGGUGGCCCAGAUAGUGGCGGGCAUUCAGGGCAGGAAGAAAGCAGCCGAGAAGGAGAAACUCAUGGCGUCCAUGCUCAAGAGCACCAUAGACGCCAUCAUUGCUCUCGACGACGGCGGCUCCAUCACGGCAAUGAACCGGGCGGCGCGGACACUGUUUGGAUUCACCGAAUCUGGCACCGGCAGCAGCGGGGAUGACGUGGACGCGUCCACUCUCCCCGACACCCUCCACAUCACGGAUCUUCUGGAGUCUGUGGAUGGGUCAGAAGACUUUAUAGAGACCGGCCUCGACACGUUUAUAGGAGACGACCGCCCGGUGUCAGCCGUCGGGCGGCAGAUCGUGGGCGGCAAGGUCUUUUUGGAUCUAUCUGUGGCGUCAGGCGCUACUGCUGACGUGGCAUACGUGCUGACAGCGCGGGAGCUUCAGGCAGGCGGUGGGAACAUGCAUGUGCCUGGCACACCUGGUUCGGCUUACAGUGGGGGAGGGGGGAGUAUGAGUGGGGAGAUGGCAGAAAUGGGGGGCAUGGGAAGAAUGGGGGGCAUGGGGGGGAUGGGGGGCAUGGGAGGAAUGGGGGCAAUGGGGGGAAUGGGAGGAAUGGGAGGAAUGGGGGGAAUGGGGGCCAUGGGCAUGGGUAGGGGUAUGCAUGGGGGCAUGAGUGGGGGCAUGGGUGGGGGUAUGGGCGGGGGCAUGGGUGGGGGUAUGGGCGGGGGCAUGGGUGGGGGUAUGGGGGCUUAUGAUUCGAUGGGGCAUGGUCGGGGCGGGAUGGGUGCGAUGAGGCCUGGGGCUGGUGGUGGUGCUGGUGGGGUGGGUGCUGGGGCAUCUGCUGGUUCGGAAUUCGGUGGUAUGGGCGGUGCUGGUGGUGGUGGCAUCAAGUUGGCAGGUCUUGAUAUCAAGCCGUAUCAGCAGAAGCAGCAGUCCGGUACUAGUAGUUGCGAAAGUUAUGCGCAGAAGGAUGAGUACAACACGUAUGUGUAUGAUGGAAAUGGUAUUUAA